Photinus pyralis (common eastern firefly) is the source of this 873-nucleotide messenger RNA. RefSeq names its product glutathione S-transferase theta-1-like (gene GstT3). Gene Ontology annotation, cellular component: cytoplasm. Bases 144 to 833 code for a protein of 229 amino acids. Gene Ontology annotation, biological process: glutathione metabolic process. The transcript has 5 exons. The record is from RefSeq and is a predicted model, not a curated record. Gene Ontology annotation, molecular function: glutathione transferase activity. NCBI's taxonomy places the organism in Eukaryota, Metazoa, Arthropoda, Insecta, Coleoptera, Lampyridae.
CUUUAAUAUAAAAGUAGGUAUAUAUGCUUUAAAUCAGCUACUGAGCAGAUAAACAUGAAGUUUAGACUCUGAACCUGAACUCAUAAAUUGCAUCUUUAUUAAUCGAUAAUUGUUAAUACACUAGUGCUGUGCCACACUACGAUAUGUCGUUAAAAUUAUACUACGACGCCUUGUCUCAACCGUCCAGAGCUUUGCUCAUCUUCUUGAAAACUACCAACAUACCAUUUACGGGAUGUGUGGUAAAUAUAGGGAAAGGUGAACAUUUAACUGAGCAAUAUAAGAAUGAGGUGUCCCCAUUUCAGAAAGUUCCUGUUAUCAUUCAUGGGGACUUUCAUUUAACAGAAAGUGUUGGAAUUUUACGAUACCUCUGCCGCGAGUUCUCCGUGCCCGACCACUUUUACCCGAAGGACAGUAAACUGCAGGCCAGAGUCGAUGAAUAUUUGGAAUGGCAACACAACAAUAUCCGAGCAGGUUGCUCUAUGUAUUUUAGAAACAAGUGGCUAAUGCCUAAGAUAACUGGCGAGCCCUCCAAUGAGAAGACACUAGCCAAGUAUAAAUGUCUAAUGGUCGAUUCGAUAGAUACCUUUGAACGUUGCUGGCUGCAAUCUAAUGCAUUUAUCGCCGGCGAUAAAAUAUCUGCCGCCGACAUAUGGGCUGCAUGCGAACUGGAACAGCCCCGUAUGGCCGGUUAUGAUCCCGCUGAAGGGCGGCCUAUACUAAGUCGUUGGCUUAGUAAUGUACGAGCAGAGCUAAAUCCGUACUAUGAAGAAGCCCAUAAAUUUUUGAACAAAAUUGUACAGUUAGAAAGCAAGGUUGUGAAUGCGAAACUUUAAAAAGUUGUUGAGUAAAUAAAUUUUUGUUUUAUAACUCCAA